UUUCGUUCGAUAAAAUGCCUAGAGAUCAAAUGUAUCAAAACAUUAUCUUGGUUUGGUAGUAUCCUGAAAGUUUGUGCUUCUAUAAAAUUAAAAAAGUUAGAGUUUAUUGUGUUCGUACGGAAUGUUUGUUUAAAAAGACAUUGAGAUUUCCGAAGAUAUGGGUUAGCAAGAGCUUUAACGUACAAUUACUAAGUUCAAACUUCUCACAUAAGUAUUAUUGUGAGAAAUGGAUGUAGGACUUCGAGUAGUUCGAGGACCUGAUUGGAAAUGGGGUAACCAGGAUGGUGGCGACGGGAAUGUUGGAACCGUUGUUGAAAUAGGUAAACCCGGAAGCCCAUCAAGCCCUGACAAAACAGUUGUCGUGCAGUGGGAUGCUGGUGCUAGAACGAAUUACCGUGUUGGUUAUCAAGGAGCUUAUGAUUUAAGGGUAUGGGAUAAUGCCCCAGUUGGUGUUAAGUUUCAGAAUAUUGUAUGUGAUGGCUGCAAGUGCCAGGGAAUCUCAGGAAUGAGAUGGAAGUGCCAAUUAUGCAAAGAUUUUGAUCUGUGCACAUCCUGUUUUAUGGAAGAUAAACACGAUCUUGCUCACUCAUUUUCACGCUAUGAAAAUGCAUCGUCGUUUGGUGUUAUUUUGGAUAAAAGACAAAGCAUGAUAAAACUUCAAGUCAAAGGUAUAUUUGUUGGGGCCAAAGUCGUUCGGGGACCUGAUUGGGACUGGGGCAACCAGGAUGGUGGAGAAGGGAAGAUUGGCAGGGUUGUUGAUUUGCGAGGCUGGGAUAAUGAAUCUGGCCGCAGCGUCGCUAAUGUAGCUUGGGCUUCUGGCUCAACAAACGUUUACCGUCUGGGACACAAGGGUAAAGUGGAUUUGAAGUGUGUUCAUGCUGCUGUUGGGGGAUAUUACUAUCGUGAAGCACUUCCGGUUUUGGGACUGUCAAACGAUUCCACCAGCAGACCUUCGCGCGGUCCCAGCUCCCCAAGCGCCGCCGCAGCUUUUAGCGUAGGAGACAAAGUCAAAGUUACAGUUGACGCUGAUCGACUUCGAGAAAUGCAAGAAGGACAUGGUGGAUGGAAUCCUCGGAUGGUGGAGUGCAUAGGUCACGUCGGAACAGUUCACCGCGUCACCGAAAGGGGAGAUAUUCGUGUUCAAUUUGAUGGCAGUAACCAGCGCUGGACGUUCCAUCCGCGAGCAAUUUAUCGUUUAUCGGCCUUUUCCGUCGGAGACGCAGUAAGGCUAACCGAUGAUAUUGUACACGUGAAACUUCUUCAACGAGGCCAUGGAGAGUGGGUUGAUUUAAUGCGAUUGGCUCUUGGUAAAAUCGGAAAGGUGACAAAAGUUUAUGACGAUGGUGAUCUACGAGUCACUGUGGAUGGACAGACUUGGACUCUCAAUCCAUUAUGUCUUACGCCAUUGCCUGGUUCAGCGACAGAACUGCAUAAUACCAUGGCUGCAAGCGUUCGUCAAGAGCACAUAAAUCCUUUGGCUUCAUUGCUGUCUCAUCUGCUUGUGAGUGGCCCGAAACAACAGCAACAACAACCACUUUCCCUGUCCCAUCCCAGCUAUCAGCCGGGAACGUUGAAUGAGGGCACUAUAGCCGAUCGGCUUGUAAGGGCGGCUGCACAGGGUCAAUUUAAUAUCUUCGAACAACUAUUACUACAGCAUCCCGAUAAAGCGAACGCCAAAAGCAGCGGGAAAACUUGCCUGCAAGUUGCCUCUCAUCAGGGUCACACUGAACUGGUUGGAUUCUUGUUGUCCAAAGGGGCAUCCAUGGAAAUCGCUGACGAUGACGGCGAUACAGCAUUACAUUAUGCCGCUUUUGGAAAUCAACCCGAAGUUAUGGAAUUGCUAAUCAAGAAAGGUGCCAUUAUUGAUAGUACGAAUCGUGGGAGAUGUACUCCUUUGCAUGUUGCUGUUAAUAAGCAAUUCCCUGCUUGUGUUCAAAUGCUUCUUAAAUACGGAUGUGACGUAAAUGUGCAAGAUUCAUACGGAGACACGGCCCUGCACGAUGCAAUCGGCAAAGAGAAUGCGGAUAUUAUAGAAGCUUUAGCUUCGUCAUCAGCUGUCGAUUGUACACUGAGGAACACGCGAGGUUUCAAUGUUCUUCAUCACGCCGCUCUGAAAGGGAAUUAUUUCGCUGCGGAGCGCAUUUUGAUGCGCAGCCGACAGCUGGUGGAUGUGAAAAAGGAUGACGGAUUCGCCGCCCUUCAUUUAGCUAGUUUGAAUGGCCAUGUUCAGAUGGCUAAACUGCUGUUGGAUGUCGGCCAGUGCUGCGUUGAUCCACUGAACAACCGGAGGCAGACGCCCUUACUACUAGCGGUUUCCCAAGGACAUGCUCCGCUUGUCGAGCUCUUAGUGGAAGCCGGCGCCGAUGUGACGGCUGCGGAUGAAGAUGGUGAUACGGGAAUCCACGUUGCCUGUCUCAAGUUGCAUUCACUCCAAGGAGAAGCCAGCACUACGAUGUCACCCAACAUAUUCAGUAUCCAACAAUGUUUACAUGCGAAUGGCCGAAAUCCAAAUCAUAGUCUAGCGCUGGCAAUCGCUUGUUACUUGGUGCAGCUUGGUUGUAAUCCCGAAGUCCGCAAUCGCAGAAACAAAACAUGUGCGGACCUUAUUGCUGACUCUUCUGUAUGGGAAACGUUGAUGAGUUACGUUAACCAUCGAACUUCGCUUUCGCCAGCUUCGGUUGGCGGCGAAAUUGCUACUGAAUCUGAUUCAGUCGUCAUUCCGUGCGAGACAAAAAUUACCAGUAAAGGGGGGUCGCCCGAUCAAUCGUUGCCACCUUCCGCCGGCAUUGAAUGCAUCGUCUGCUGUGAAAAUCCGCCGGAUGUGCGUUUUGAACCGUGUGGCCAUGUCGUCACCUGUUCCGAAUGUGCUCAACGGAUGAAAAAAUGUUUAAAAUGCCAUGUUGUCAUUGUUCUCAAAGCGAAUGCAGACGGCACCCCAAUAUCAAGCCACUCGUCUCAACAGCCCAGCAAAGAUCGCUUAAAAUAUUUGGAAUCUCGUAUCGCUGAAAUAGAAGAGGCUUAUACAUGUUCUAUUUGUAUGGAACGCCGUAGGAAUGUGGCUUUCCUUUGCGGCCAUGGUGCGUGUGACAGCUGUUCGCAAACGUUACGCACCUGUCAUAUGUGCCGAAAGUUGAUCGCACGUAAAAUUAAUCUGUACUGAUCAAAAGCAGAUGCGAGUGGUGUUAAUGGACGGGUUGGUUCAGCCGUUUGUCCCAAGCGAAAGGAAGUAUGCAACGCUUUGCUGCUACCGUUUCCAGUUCAAAUAGGCAAUACUUGGAAAGUCAUAUUUCAUAAUCUGCUAGAACGGGACCUCAGACUAUGCAAUGUUUCGCCCAUCCUAGCCGCACCUCAUUUUUUAUGUAAAUUUUAUUUUGGAUAAAUUCAAUAUGAAGUCUUUGUCUUUAAUUUAGCAUGAUGAUUAUGUCUAGUUAUACUGGAUAUAUUGUUUGUGCCUUUAACACGUUUGCAAAAAAGAAUUUUCUUAGAUCUGACACCGUGUGGUACUGUAUCGAUUAAGAAUACUUGAAAUGACAACAUGAAACUGAGUAAAAUUGAUAACCUAA
Molecule: messenger RNA, 3563 nt
Organism: Daphnia carinata
Lineage: Eukaryota; Metazoa; Arthropoda; Branchiopoda; Diplostraca; Daphniidae
Gene: mib2
Product: E3 ubiquitin-protein ligase MIB2-like
Exons: 15
Coding region: 227-3160 (977 amino acids)
Biological process (GO): protein ubiquitination
Cellular component (GO): cytoplasm
Molecular function (GO): zinc ion binding; protein binding; ubiquitin-protein transferase activity
Source: RefSeq, a predicted model, not a curated record